This is a messenger RNA of Durusdinium trenchii, 3846 nucleotides long. NCBI's taxonomy places the organism in Eukaryota, Dinophyceae, Suessiales, Symbiodiniaceae. The record is from the annotation of a GenBank genome assembly.
AUGGCGUUGCGGGCAGCUCCAGCUUUGCGGCGGUUGACUUUAAGGACUGUGAGGCCUGGGGCUGUGCCAGUUUGGAGGCACUGGAGGCUUGCAACCAAAUGCCAGGACCUGAGUAGCACUAGUGGUGCUCAUCCGUGGGGUUUCCAUUCUUCGCGCUGCUUUGCGACCGAGAAGGACUCAGAGGAUUUGCGCAUUUCCGAACCUCACUUUCGGGAGUCCAAGAAGGAUCCUCCACUGGCCAAGCCACAUCAGGCCAAUGCUGAGUUAUCCGUGACCCUCAAUCACAUUUGGAGCGAGCAAGAGAUCCAAGAGCGCUUGGAGAAUCUGUACCAGCACCGACCAAAGACUUUGUCGGACAAAAUCAUGCACCGAAUUAUGUGGAGCCUCUACAGGAGCUUCAACUGGGUGACAGGAUUUAAGCCGGAGAACACUCCAGUCAAGGCAGUUGAGUGGCGCUUGAUUGUCCUCGAGAGCUUUGCGGGCGUCCCCGGCUUUAUGGCGGCGAUGUUUAGGCACUUCCGCUGCCUUCGCACUUUGAAGCGCGACCAUGGAUGGAUCCACACUUUGUUAGAGGAGGCUGAGAAUGAGCGGAUGCACUUGCUUGUUUGCAUGAAGAUGUUCAAGGCUGGCUUUGUUACACGUUGCUUGGUCAUGGCGGCACAAGUCUUCAUGACGCCAUUCCUGGCAGCGGUUUAUGUGGUGAAUCCAGGUGCUGUCCAUCGCUUUGUUGGCUACCUUGAAGAGACCGCUUGCCUGACCUAUGCCAACAUCAUCCACCAGGUUGAGACUCCAGGCACUCCACUCCAUGACGCUUGGUCACAACUUCGAGCUCCCGGCCUAGCCAUUGCCUACUGGAAGCUCUCAGAGGAGGCCAUGUGGAUCGAUGCUCUCAAGUGCAUGUUCGCCGAUGAGAGCAACCAUCGUGACGUGAACCACACCUUUGCCACCAUGAACACUGAUGAUCCCAACCCCUUCGUGAGCAAGCACCGUGCGGACGCGGAUAUGGCCUGGCACUACGAUCAUGAUGGCAUUUGUGCAGAUGUAGGAGUGGGCACGGAGAGGGGAGACAUGGGGCAGGUCAGUUGGGAGAAGAGCCGGGCCUUUUGGCGCUACCCCUUGAGGUAUGUCCAGGAUGUCAACAGCAAGCCGCGGGAAGGGAUCAAGCAGGUGGCCUGGUUGACCUGCAAUGACAAUCCUCUUGCGACAGCUGAGGCCGUCACAUGCGACGUCGCCUUUCUGGGCGACACUCGGGUGCCUGACUCAGAGGGCUUUUGUUGCGGAUGCGAUAUUGAGAAGGUGGUGGGUGGCCAAGCAAGUCGUGGCAGCUCCACUUGCGACCUCUUCAGCAUGAGUGACACCGCCCAUUGCCUGAACUUUGAUGACCUGUGGUACUCGGUCUUCGAAGUCGCCGAGCCUCAGAUCUUCUACGACAUCACCGUGCGUUUGAAGAUUCCGACGACCUACGUGAUGGGCUGGAGGAAUGUCACCUACUCCGAGACGACCAUGGUCUUGAGUCAUCAGCAGCCUACAGCCUCUGCACCCGGAGGAACGUUGCGCGCAGAGCUGGUGGGUGACCUCGCUACUGCUGUGGCACCACAGCGCUUUGAAUCCAAGUAUUUGGUGGUUCCUGCCCGUCCAAUAGGACACGAGCUGGUCGAUGUCCAGGAGCCGUUGAAGAAUGCGAUGCUCCUCGAUAGGUCUUUGUUCGACCUCUCUGGAAGGACUUGCGACAAGAUAGGUGUGUCAUACAAUGCUUUCAGAUAUCAAGCAGAUGGCUGCAGCCGAACUGCUGGCAGCUGCCUCUUCGAGCAGCUAGCUGACUUCCACGCAGAGGAUGCAGCACGGCCUGGCCAGCCGCGGUACAUGGCGUCGGGCUAUUGUGAUGGAGGGAUGGAGAUGGUCAACGUGGACGAAGGAACCUCAGGCAUGAACAUCGUCUUGGCCUGCCCGUUGGCACAGCGGCACACCACUCUGCUGCGUUUGGAAGCCCGUGCAGAGUCUGCAAUGUUCGUGACCAACGUGGCGACCGGGCGGAUCAUCAAAGCCGAGGUGGUGCACAGUGGGAACAAGCGUUCAGUGCGUGGUGGAUCCGCAGCAAUCACUGUGCCACAUCCCAUCAGUCGGGAGAGGGACUUUGUUCGCCCGUCUGCGCGAGGUGAAGGUCCUUGCGAAGCCAGCAUUCGGCGUGGUCCAAGUAGCUUCAGCAUCUCCAGCCUCAAUGACACCGAGAAGUCUGAGAAGGACCGAUGGGCCAUACAGCAGAAGCUGAUCUUGCGCAAACUGGAUGUUCAAGAUCAGAAGCUGGCACAGAUUCUGGACAUGAUGAAGAGGAUGGCACCGCCAGAGCUCAAGCCCUUGAAGUCUCCAGACCGGUCCGUGCCGGCCUCACCUCCUCAAGUGCGGCCACGCAUCAGCAGUGGGGGGAACUCCCAGGGCUCCGCGAUGACGCCCAUUCGGCCCAGGACUCCGCGGCUCUUUACGACCAGCAAGCAAGAAGAAGAUAUGCACCGCUUCAAGGCUGCCAGCAAGGAUGGCGCCAAUGCACGGCGCAGGUUUGCAGAUCUCCACAUCGACGCCCAAUCUGAAUCACAGAAAUCCUGGAGUCUCCGUGUCGUCACACACCCCGGCUUCGACAUCUUCUUCGCCUUAGUGGUCUUAACGAACUCUGCCUACAUCGGCGUGGAAGUUCAGUACUCCAUGAGCCAGCCUUCGGAGGCUGAACUACUACCAUUUCACAUCAUUGGCACCUUCUACACCAUUCUUUUUACAGCUGAGCUCAUCAUGCGCAUUUGGGCUUAUGGCGUGAAGAGCUUCUUUUGCGAUGAAGAUUGGGCCUGGAGCCUGUUGGACUUUUUCAUCGUGGCCACAUCCCUUUUUGAGCUUGUAUCGUUUAUCUUGCAAGUGGUGUCAAACAUAUCUGGUUCGACCAACAUGAGUGGCAUCUCUAGCCUGAAGGCCUUCCGGAUCAUUCGACUCACACGCUUGCUGAAGACGGUGAGGCUCAUGCGUAUCUUUCGAUUUGUCCUGGCCUUGCGCAUGCUGGUCACCUCUAUAUUCCACACGCUGAAAUCCUUGUUUUGGGCACUGGUGCUGCUUCUCCUAAUUGUCUACGUUUUUGCGGUACUCUUCGUCCAAGCGGUGCAAGACUAUUUGGAAGAAAGCAGGGACCUGCUCGAUGACCUGGAACUUCGAGCAUGCGAGCUCUACUUCCAAUCCUUGGGGCAUACCAUGAUCACACUGUUCAUGAGCAUCUCUGGCGGUGUGAGCUGGGAAAAUGCGCUUCUUCCGCUCAUGAAGAUGUCACCUUUGUGGGUAGGAUGUUUCAUUUUCUUUGUGGCUUUCACGUAUUUCGCCGUUUUAAAUGUCAUAACUGCAGUUUUCUGUGAGUCAGCCAUUGAGAGUGCUCAAAGCGAUCAGUUCACAGUUGUUCAGUCGAUUUUGGCCGACAAAGAGAACCAUCUGCAGAAGGUGCGGAAUUUGUUUGCGCGGUUGGGGGCAAACGCAGACAGUGGUUCAAUCACAUUUUCUAUGCUGGAAUCACAGAUCAACUCUCCGGCUGUACAUGAAUACUUUACGUCAUUAGGCCUCGACAUUUGGGAUGCUUGGACAUUUUUUAGGCUCUUGGAUGCAGAUGGUGGUGGGGAGGUAGAAGUCGAAGAAUUUCUGAUGGGUUGCCUGCGUUUGCGCGGACCAGCCACGGCUAUUGACAUGGGCAAGGUUCUUCGAGACCAGAACUGGGUCGUUCAAACACUAGGACGCUUCAGCGCCUACGUGGAAGGUGAACUCCAACAUGUCAAGCUGAUGCUAGAAGCUGAACGGUCCUCUCCAGAUCGCGGUACCAGGUAA